UAAAUAAGCCUACUAACAUGCCCAAUUACGAAUUUCCCUUGUUUCUCACUACAAACCUAUCGGUCCUUGCCAGGCUACGUCGUCGCCACCCUCGCCGCCUCCGCUUCCGACUACUCCUCCCUCCGUUCCGCCGCGAAAUCCCCGAACCCUAAACGCGAGGACGGAGACCCAUUCUAAUCUUCCGAUGAUCCCUACUUCGCCGGAGGAUCCUGCCUCCGAAAACCUAGUCAAGAACGUCGCUUCCGUCCUCCUCGCCUCCCAGACACCCUCCGCUCCUCCGCUCGAAGAGUCCCUCGCCCCUUUCCUACCCCGCGUCUCCCCUCCGCUCGCGGCCUCCGUCCUUUCUACUGCGGCAUCCUCCCCGUCCUUUUCCUCCCCUGCUCCCCUUAUCGCCUUCUAUCAACUCAUCCAAAGACGUUUUACCUUUCCCCCCGACAAUUCCAACGCCGAGAAGCUUCUACCUUCCCUCGUUGCCCUCCUCCCGUCCCUCGUUCGGUUCAACAAGUACAGCGACGUCAAGUCGCUCUUUCUCUCCUUCAUCCGCCUCGACCGCCGCCGUCUCCUCCACCUCCAACUCCUUAGUGGCCACCAGAAGCUGCCAAAGUACGUACUUGACAUCGCCGUCUCCUCCUAUGCGCAACUCCGCCAGCCUCACCUCGCCUACCAGAUUUUCCAGAUCAUGCGCCGCCUUCACCUCCGUCCCUCCCUAAUAACCUCCAAUGCUCUCCUCUCCGCCUUCGUACACUCCCCCACCGCCUCACCCUCCGUCCCGUUUUCUCUGUUCCAUGAGAUGAUUUCACUCGGCGUCUCCCCCAGUAUCAACACCUUCAACAUCCUCAUUUACGGUUUCUGCGCCCGUGCCCAAUUUACUGAUGCACACGCCCUUCUGUCCAGAAUGGUCGGGUUUGGCGUGCACCCGGACACCAUCACCUAUAACACCAUCCUCGACGGCUAUUGCAAGAGGGGCAUGUUGAAGGACGCACGAGACCUGCUCGCUGAAAUGAAAACAAAGGAUAUCCCCCAAAAUCGGUCCACCUAUAAUACCAUAAUUGCUGCCUACUGUCGCCAGGGGUGGCUAAAAGAGGCUAGGAAAGUCAUUGAGACAAUGAAGGGGUCAAAUUUCCCCCCAGACAUUUGGACCUAUAACAUGCUUGUUGCUGGAUUGUGCUGUGAUGGCCGCAUUGACGAAGCCUUCCGUUUGAAGGAUGAGAUGGAGAGACUUCACUCACCCCCUGACGUUGUCACCUAUAAUACACUUAUCAAUGGGUGCUUCCAAUGUAGCAGGAGCUUCGAUGCGUUCCUUGUUUUUGGAGAGAUGAAGCAAAAGGGCGUGAAGCCAAGCUUGGUCACCCAUAACAUUAUCUUCAAAGGAUUGUGCCGGGAGGGAAAGAUGGGGGAGGCUGUUGAGUCACUGAGAAAGAUGGAGGAGGAGGGAGUGAUACCAGAUCCCAUUACCUACAAUACUUUGAUUAGUGGUUACUGCAAAGCAGGCGAGGUGGGAAAAGCUUUUGAGUUGAUGAAUGAAAUGGUUGAAAGAGGUCUUAAGAUGGACACUUUCACUCUGAAUACUGUCCUUUACAAUCUCUGUAAAUUGAAGCGGUUUGAUGAGGCAUGUAAUAUGCUUCGUAGCCCACCAAAGCAGGGUUUUGUGCCUGAUGAAGUUAGCUAUGGUACCAUUAUCGAUGCCUAUUUUAAGGACGGGAAUCCUGAUGAAGCAAUGAAACUAUGGGAUGAGAUGAAUGAGAAAAAGAUUUUGCCCCAAGUCACUACAUAUAAUUCUGUUAUCAGUGGAUUGUGCAGGUCAGGUAGAACAGAGGAAGCAAUUAAGAAGUUGGAUGAGCUUACCGAGAAGGGGCUGGUGCCAGAUGAGACUACAUACAAUACUAUAAUUCAUGGAUUCUGUAAAGAGGAUGAUUUGGAGCAAGCUUUCCAGUUUCAUAAUAAGAUGGUGGAGAAAUCAUUCAAACCAAAUGUAGUUACAUGUAGCAUUCUUAUGAAUGGUUUGUGUAAUGAUGCUAAGGUUGAUAAGGCUCUUAAUUUGUUCAAGGCGUGGGUUUCAAAGGGGGAGGUAGUGGAUGUAAUUACAUAUAAUACUCUGAUAAAAGGACUUUGCAAGGAGGGUAAAGUUGACGCUGCAUUGGAACUUUUUGGUGACAUGGAGGAUAAGGGUCUGAAACCUGAUGCCUAUUCCUACAGUUUAAUCCAAAGCGCACUGUCUGAGGCAGGAAGAUCAGAAGAAGUACAGAACAUGCAGUCUAAGAUGGUUGAGAUGGGAAAAUUGACUGAGCAGUUGACUUUGCCAUGGUCAUCCGAAAUCCCAACUUUAUCAGAGACAAACACAGAACAAAAGGAGUUGUCUGAUGCUUCAAAGGUGAAUUCAGAAGAUAUUAGCUCCUCCACCUACUCGGAACGCAUUAAUGAGCUAUGCAACAGUGGGGAGUUCAAAGAAGCUAAGCUUGUUCUAGAAGAGAUGACCAAGAAAGGUGUACCUGUUGAUAAUUCAGUUUAUGUCACUUUGAUGGAUGGAUUUAUUAAGCAGCAGAAGAGAAUUACCAAAUGUCCUGGAUAACCUUUUCAGCCAUAUGCUUCUCCCUGGCAUUUUCUGCUGUAGAAAAGGUGACAGCAGAAAACUCAAGUCUUGUAUCAACUUCAAUUGGCUUCAAACUUGAUCGAACACUUUAAUAAGUGUGAGGGAAUCCCCAAUAAGUUGAGAUUGGAAUUCAUUUUUCUAUAGAAAUGAAAUCGAAAUCAAAGGCUCAAUUUGAAGCGGAAUUGGAUGAAGGGACGUGCUUACUAUGGUGGAGCCCUAUCAGAUUGUGUUGUUUACUAGCACAUCUAAUAGUGGUUUUCUAAUACUCUUACCCGCACCACAUUAACAACAGACAAUGAAGUCGGUAUGUUUUUUGCUGGUACCAGCUGGACUUCAAGAUUAAGCUAAUGACAACAGGAAUAUGCUAGGGAAGAUGGAAGAAGGUUUAUUUGCCAUAUUAUGGAAGAUGGAAGAAGGUUUAUUUGCCAUAUUAUGGAAGAUGGAAGAGACCGGUUGCUUCAUUUGGUUGAUCUCUCGUUCCACCUAUGUCUCUAUGCAACAGAUUUGCUGUUCUCCUUCGUGAUCGUGCUGAACUAACAACGUAGCCCAUGCUGUUCUCUUCGUGAUCGUGCUGAACUCAACAACGUAGCCCAUUUUAACUGUUCUUUUGUGUAGCCCCUUUGCUGAGCUAAGUUGUGUUCUUCGUGGUUCAUGCUUAAGAAUGGUUUCUACAGAAUUUUGUCAAAGCUCAUCUCAGAGUAAAAAUCAACUGGCUCCAAGGAUACAAUGGUUUAGGAAUUAAGCUCCAAUUAUCCUAUCACAGUUGAGUUAUUGGCAUUUUUGACGAUAAUUGUAUUGGCUAUCAUUUUUCUUCGUAGUCA
Zingiber officinale is the source of this 3411-nucleotide messenger RNA. RefSeq names its product pentatricopeptide repeat-containing protein At2g16880-like. The transcript has 4 exons. Lineage: Eukaryota; Viridiplantae; Streptophyta; Magnoliopsida; Zingiberales; Zingiberaceae. Bases 185 to 2569 code for a protein of 794 amino acids. The record is from RefSeq and is a predicted model, not a curated record. Gene Ontology annotation, molecular function: protein binding.